AUUUUAUCCAAACACGCACACCAACGUUUUAAUUUACUACGAGUAGUACAUAUAACUCCAAUAUUAAAAAAAAAAAAAACAGGAACACAACAAGGGUGUUUGGUCCAAGUAAAGAUGAACCGGGUCGGGUUGGGAUUAGUGGGUUGGUUGAUGUUAGUAAGCUUAAGAAGUUGUAAUGGUGGAAUAAGUAGUAAGUAUGUAAGAAGUAAUGACAUUAGUGCUGAUAUGCCAUUCAGCAGUGAUGUUUUUGCACUUCCUCCUGGUUUUAAUUCCCCUCAACAGGUACACAUAACACAAGGGGACCAUGAAGGGAAAGGGGUGAUUAUUUCUUGGGUUACACCAGCAGAACCUGGUUCAAGUGAAGUAAUUUAUUGGGCCGAGAAUAGCGAGCUCAAAAGCAGUGCAGUAGGAACCUUUGUCACCUACAACUACUACAACUACAGCUCACCUUACAUCCAUCAUUGCACCAUCGAGAAUCUUGAAUAUGAUACAAAGUACUUUUAUGAGCUGGGGACAGGAAAUGCCACACGGCAAUUCUGGUUUAUCACUCCUCCUGAAGUUGGCCCGGAUGUUCCUUAUACUUUUGGUCUUAUUGGGGAUCUUGGUCAAACUUUUGAUUCCAACCGGACUUUGACUCAUUACGAGUCAAACCCAGCAAAGGGGCAGGCUGUGUUGUUUGUGGGUGACCUUUCUUAUGCUGAUGCAUAUCCGUUGCAUGAUAAUAAUAGAUGGGAUUCAUGGGCAAGGUUUGUAGAAAGAAGUGUAGCUUACCAACCAUGGAUUUGGAGUGCAGGGAACCAUGAAAUUGAUUUUCUUCCCGAGUAUGGUGAAGGUGAACCAUUUAAGCCUUAUACACAUCGGUAUUAUGUGCCAUAUGAAGCAUCAGGAAGCACAUCUCCUCUUUGGUACUCAAUCAAGAGAGCUUCUGCUUACAUAAUUGUUAUGUCAUCUUAUUCAGCUUAUGGAAUGUACACACCUCAGUAUAAAUGGCUCAUAAAGGAGUUACCCAAAGUGAACCGAACUGAGACACCAUGGCUUAUUGUUGUUAUGCAUUGUCCGUUAUAUAGUACCUAUGUGCAUCAUUAUAUGGAAGGGGAAACAAUGAGAGUGAUGUAUGAACAAUUUUUUGUCCAAUACAAAGUUGAUGUCGUGUUUUCAGGGCAUGUUCAUGCCUACGAACGAACCGAACGCAUAUCAAAUAUUGCCUACAAUAUCGAAAACGGGUUAUGCUCUCCCAGAGAUGACGAAAAUGCCCCUGUUUACAUAACCAUUGGUGACGGAGGAAACCAAGAAGGAUUACUUUAUGAAAUGGUUGAUCCUCAGCCAAUGUAUUCAGCAUAUAGGGAACCGAGCUAUGGGCAUGCUACAUUUGAGAUUAAAAACAGGACUCAUGCUUAUUAUGCUUGGCAUCGUAAUCAAGACGGUUAUGCUGUGGAAGCAGACUCAUUAUGGUUUUACAAUCUUUACUGGAAAUCAUCACAAAAUUCCUCAACUGCAUCUUUCUGAGUAAAUUUUCAAGAUAGUAAUUCAUUUCACAAACGAUAUUCAUGCUCGAGUUAUCAUCUGUUACUUACCUUGGCAUUUCGAGUCAAUGUUCUACAUAGUAGAUAUGCGGCGGGGGUUGUCGAUGACUUUCAGAGUUUCAGUUAAUGAGGUAUUGUGUGUGCAUUUCGGAAACACUUAUGCAGUUUUAAUAAAGGUUUAAUCUAUAAUAGUAACAUAGUUUCAGUUUGUAUGAAUAAGGGUUUUAUAAAUUAGGGAUGAGUAUGUGGUACCAGGUAUCGGUCGUCCCGGAACUGCAAACUAGUCCCCAAUAUCUUGGUGUAAGGGUGUCAAAAAUACCCAUAUCCUAAUAAACCGACCCAACUGUCCCAAAUGGAUUUGGAUCAUACAUGUCAUCUUAAACAGGUUAAUGUUUUGUAUGGUUAGGUAUAUGGGUUAAACAUUUCAAAGA
Messenger RNA from Erigeron canadensis, 1954 nucleotides. Its product is annotated as purple acid phosphatase 2-like. Gene Ontology annotation, molecular function: acid phosphatase activity; protein binding; metal ion binding. The record is from RefSeq and is a predicted model, not a curated record. The transcript has 8 exons. The coding region runs from base 115 to 1506 and encodes 463 amino acids. Lineage: Eukaryota; Viridiplantae; Streptophyta; Magnoliopsida; Asterales; Asteraceae.